Molecule: messenger RNA, 3822 nt
Organism: Pogona vitticeps (central bearded dragon)
Lineage: Eukaryota; Metazoa; Chordata; Lepidosauria; Squamata; Agamidae
Biological process (GO): positive regulation of cytokine production; immune response; positive regulation of tyrosine phosphorylation of STAT protein
Cellular component (GO): extracellular region
Molecular function (GO): cytokine activity; cytokine receptor binding
Source: RefSeq, a predicted model, not a curated record
UCAAGGUCUCCACCCUGGUUUUAAUAGAGAUCAAUUUCCAUUGAACAGAGGCAUCUACAUAACCCCUCUUCAAGAGAGACAUUUAAAUAAGCAAAGUUAAAUAUUUGGAGAUCAAACCCAAACAAAGCAUAUAGAUAAAAUGAGCAAACUUCCAAUGUUUAAAUAACAUUUGAAGACAAAAUUGUAAUCUAGGUUUUACGAAGCAUCUGCCGAAGAAAUAACAAACUGUUUAUAUUCCCAAUAUUAUGGUGUAUCCACAAGAGUCGCUGUGACCCACAGAGGCUCCAGAGGAAAACGUUUUGAUGGCUAACAAGCCCUCUUGGUUCCCUCCCAGUUUCUUCACAAAUGCAGGGCUUAAGAGUAACCAAGUUCCACCAGGGUGCCUGUCCCCACCCUCCCGCAAACCAAAAGAAAUAAUAAAAUCCUAUUUGGAAGGUGUGUUUGCAGGAGGAUCCGUUGCCGGCCUCACAAGCGUUCUGGGUCCCUGGUAGACUAAAACUUUUUUUCUUUUUUAUGUGAGCUUCCAUGGACAAUGGCUGACUUCAUCAAAUGUUUGCUGCCCACAAUUCCAGGUAUACCUAGAUAAAGGUGGGGUUAUAAAAGGGGAGGUCUCGUCUUAAUGUUCUCCCCUCCUCCGACCCAUAAAUGCUGUGCGUCUUCCAACCCUUCAAGACACCCCACAGGCAUUAAAUAUGGUCCCAGAGAAUCGCAGAGCCAUGGCCAACCUGACCACUGGCGCAAAGGAGGGGGUCCCCAACUGCCACCCCCUGCCCUCUGUUCACUUGAUAUGGUGAUCAGCCCAAGCCCUCUCUAAAGCCCAGUAUUCGAGUUCUGCUUUGUCUCAUCAUAUACUCCCCUUUCUCACCUCUAAGUGUGCAUGUGUGUCCGAGGUUGCACUUGGGAGAUGGGAGACACCCCUCACUGCCCAAAACCUGACCCCUUUGCAGACACAUUAAACUCAGAAUAAUCCCUUUAAAGAAAAAUUCUAACUUCCUCAUUUAUAAAUAAAUGUGGGGCAUUUCCUCCUAUACAUUUGGAUGGAGUUUACUAGCUCUGUGUGCACUGUGGUCCAAAUGAUGACCUGGAGUCCUAGAAAGGAGACACCCUAAUAAACAUUUAUUAUGUGCUAAGACUCAUUUAUGUAAUACCUAAUUAAGACGAAAGUUUUGCCAGGAGUAUGGGCAGGACAAGAGCAUAUGGUGGCUGAAAUCCUCUUGCUUUGUUACGCAAAAGGUAUAAAAUGUAAUAACUCCUAGCCAGCAGUUAAUGAAUCCCCGCUGGGAUUUUCCAGUGUGCACAAAGCCAAUGAGUGAAUGCUUGUGACCCAAAAAGUCCCAGCGGGGACUCAUUAACUGCCAGCUAGGAAUGAUGGGAUUUUAUGCCUUUUGCAUAAGGAAGAACCAAGACUUCUGCCAGUGAGUGCAUCCUAAGAGCUGGAAUUCCCAUUCAAAGGUAGAAAAGACCCAUUGAUCCUAACAUGGUCUAAACUCAAUCUACAUUUUACAGAUUAGCUUGGUUUGUGUGUGCGUGUGUGUGUGCGUGCGUGCGUGCGUGCGUGAGAGAGAUAUGGGUGAUCAAGAAAUAAACACACAAGUCAUUUGCAUGUCCUGUUUUCCAGCUCUGUACCUUUGAAGGCUCUGUGUACCUGGAAAUAAAAUUAUAGUAAGUGAAGAAAAUAAUGCAUUUUCCUUUGCAAGCCAUUUGACUCCCAAAAGGGUCUUCACAAGAUUGUUUCCUUUUGUCAAUUGACUUUAUAACAGAAAAGUUGAUAUAUUGGUUUCACAGACAAAAUACCUGCCGCCUCCUGUACCCAGUUUUAAAAAAGGAAUGUGCAGAUCACUGUCUCUGCAUCUAGUUAAGUAAUGGGAUUGUGAGAAUACAACUGACAGUGGAGGAGUGCAAUUUGUGUGGCUGAAGGCAAAUUUAGCAUUUAAUGUAUGGAUGUAGUAUUUUCCCCCACUCCAGCUGUAACUGAGGGCCAGAUGUUAUAUUACUGAGAACACGUCCUUGUAGGAGGAAAUGCAACCCCACUGCACCCUUCAAGACUUACAGAAAUGUCACAAAAAGAGCCAGGAUUGUCAAAUCCUGCUUGUGGGACCUCUUUCCUUCCUGUUACUUGGAAUUACUCAGUUUUCUCUGGAAAAUUGGCCUUUGAAGUCUUGGCAAUGCUUGUGAAAAAAAAAAAAGGAACAGCUUUCUGACAGGAGAGGGAUCAUCCUGGCAGGCCUCGUUGGCUUGAAGGGAAAGGCAGUGCACAUUUUGGAAGCCUCCCCUUGUUUUGGUGCCAAACAGUCAUCGUGAAGCAAGAGAGGUGUGGCGAAGGUCGUGAGCCCUCCAAACUUCCAGCAUGGGGCUUUCCACUCUCCGUGCGGGGAAGGCAAGGAGCAGGAGGAAGAAGACGCCGGCCUUUGGGCUAGCAAGCAGGGACGAGGAAGGGCGGAAGGAGACAUUGCUCUCUGACGGGACCGUUUUCGUCUGCCACCUACAAGAAGGGCCCGCCAGGACCUGCUGGGCGCUGUAUAUGGCUACUUCCCAGUAGGGAAAAGGAGCCUCAGUGCACAUGAAGGCGGUCUGCCAGCACAUGCGUUUCUCUCCUGGGGAAGAAGCAUCUUCAGCUGUCAAGUCGUCAGCUGUCGAGUGUGCAGAGAGCAUGUGGUCAACUAACCGUUUCAGGGAUCCAGCUUGGAAUUCAAGAGAUCCACCAGAAGGGAUGGAGAAGGACAGAACUGUACAGGAGAGUUCAGAACCACCUAACCAUGUGGCUGCUGUACACGCAGAGCUUCUCCGGAGCGGCAUGAGGCCCAGCAGAGCCAGAGAAAUCCCGCAUCCUUCAGCCUCCUCCUCCUCUUUGCAGAGCCUUUACCAUUUCCUCUUGGCCGUGUCCCUCAUGGGUCUCUCCACCAGCCAGCCACCCCAAUGCCAGAGGGAGCAGAUCAGUCUUCUCAGCAGCAUGAUCCAGCUCCUGGGCAAUUCCAGUGGCGACGGAGCACUCUACACCCCUCAGGAUAUCACCGUCUGCUACGCCGACAACCUGAAGUGCUUCUACCUGGAGCUGCAGGUGAUGCUGGAGGAGCAAGAAGAACACAAGGCGCUCCUCUCCCGGCUCAUUCUCCGUUUGGGGAAGAAGCGGCAGGCAGAGGGCUGGAUCCAGCGCUGCCCCACUUGUAAGCCUUGUGAGUCUCACCCGAGGAAGCCGAUGCUCGCUUUCCUCAAGAAACUCUGGGAGCUCUUCCGGUUCAGCUGCAUCACCUCCGACGGCCCCAGGAGGGGGGACUGUCCAUCACCCGCCCCGUGAAGAGACAUGCUGCCGGCUCGGCACCAAAAGAACAUCCUGCCUCCCAAAGCCUUGGGUCACAGUGGAGCCACAUGUCUGCCUCAGGCGGGGAACUGGGAGUUCAGCUGCCCCCGGCUGUCUCUCUGGGAUCCGUGCCCUCAUGGCCAGAGGCACCUGUUUGGCUUGGCCCGCAGGGCGACCGCGCUGUGGACCGAGGCACCGGGGCACAGCCACAAAGAAGACCAGGCAGUCUUGGGAGAAGUUAUGUUCCGGCCCUGAAGCAGCAGCAGCAACAAACCUGGCCCCCACCCAGGCCAUUCUGAAAGGAAACGCUCCUGGUAUUUGGCAUCCGACCUUCUUUGCCAGAUGAGACGAUGGAAGCAAAACAGGCUGGAGCCUGGAACCCAAAAGGCCUGGAAGCAGAACAUGGUCCUCCCCUCUCCCCUGCUCCCAGAGACUCCUCCUAACAGCAGUCGGUGCUGAGGAUCAGUGAAAGAAGAUCCAGUGGACUGUGGGAGAAAUCCCAACGAAUUAUUCUUUAGGGUCCU